AUGUUCGACUCCGCGAGCUUCCAUUUCGCCAACCCCCUCGACAAAAGCCGAGCCCAUGGAGCUGGAGCCGCCCUCACGUCAGCAGACGUCGUCACGACCGGCCUGGGCGGUCAACCAGUCUACUCCCCAGCCUCGCCACCCGUGAAUGAACGACGAGGUCAUCAGAUCACAUCCAUCACUCCUCCUCCAUCAAAUGGCACAUGGGGAGCGAGCCAGAGCCUCAUCGUUCCCGUACUUCCCCAUACUCCUCCAAGAACGCCGACCAUCAGCCACCGCGUCCCCCUCGAACUCAAGGCUCCGGACGGAGGACCGAUUAACAAGAGGAAACGGGCCAGCAAGCCGAAGGUCCGGUCGGGCUGUAUUACUUGUAAGAUCCGGAGGGUCAAGUGCGACGAGGCCAAACCUACGUGUAAGCGAUGUGGAAAGGCCGACAUCAAGUGCGACGGCUACGUCAAGGAUGCUGCCGAGGUCAAGAGGGCAGCCGAAAAGAGGGAGAUGAUGAAGGCAGCACAGGCGGCGAAGAGACAGAUUCUACCACGACCCGACCCGGCCAGCUCGCAGACAACCACCCAGGCUCUCAUGCGGGCCAAUCCGACUCUCAUCCAGAUCGACAGCGCCGACGUUUCCUACUACGAUCUCUUCCGCAACCAGUUGAUCCGGGAUCUCUCCGGCACAACUCACUCCGACUUCUGGUCUCGAAUAGUGCUCAAUGAGAGCUCGAGGGACCCGUGUGUGAAGGAAUCCAUCCUGGCCAUCGGAGCGAUAUCUCAGACGCUCUUCUUCCAGAAUUCCCAUGGCAACACGCUCGGUAGCAGACCGCCGACCCUCAAACCGUGGGACGGGGGAUCACCCAGUGGCGGCUACCUCAGUCAUCACCAUCGAGCGGCAUUGCAGCACCACAUCAAAGCCGUCUCAGUCUACAGGCAACGAAUUCAGAAAGGCACGGCGGGGUCGUCGCCGAGAUCAGUCAUAAUUAUGACGCUGCUGCUUAUCGCGUUCGAGUUCAUCCAGGGAAAUAUGAAGGCCGUUGAUCUUUUGAUGGGAACCGGCAUGCGACUCAUCGAGAGCUCCGUCACGCUCAUGCAGAGGUCAACCAGUAGUAGGGAAGAUGACGCUGGAGGCCAGCAUCAAGCGCUAGCGGCUCGCUUCAAGAAGGUCAUGCGAGAGGACGAGAUGGACGACAUCGAGCACCUACUUCCCUGCUUAUCCCUCAUGAGCGGCUUCACCCACUUUUUCAACUCACAUCGAGACGCCAUCCCUCUCAUGAACAGCACGCCUUCGGUCCAACUCCCGCAACCUGGUGUUACAGACGUAUCAAAACUCCAGAUCUUAUGGGGCAAGUUCUUCACGCGGGCCGUCGUGUUCAUAAUGCGCGGCAUGCACAUGCUAAUGACGCACACCAUACCACGGAACCCGGCAGUGAAGAACGAGAAGGACACCUUCCUGACCUAUCUCGGCAUGUGGAAGUCAAUACUGGACGUCUACCUCCUGGACCCGAACGUGGAGAAGACGACGCGGAGGGCGCUGGAGAUGAUCAAGAUCCAGCGGACCAUCGUCUACGUACUCAUCAGCUGCAGCCUCGAGCAGACGGAAAUGGAGUUCGACGCGUUCGAGCCCGAGUUCCGCGAGAUGAUGCAGAUGACGAUGCGCUUCAUGCGCGACCCGGAGCCGCUGUCCAAGAUCGCCUUCACCUUCGCUGAGGGCCUGACGACGCCGCUGACGACCAUCAUCGCCAAGUGCAGGAACCACGACCUCCGGAUGAAGGCGGCGAACCUGAUGAAGAAGCUCUCGUGGCGGGACGGGGCGUGGGACGGCAAGGCGCUGGUGGUGGGCAAGCUGGGCGUGGUGAUGCUCGAGGAGCAGAGGAUGGACGCCAAGGGGAGGAUCCCGCCGGACUCGAGGUGGAUCUGGUCGGACGCCAAGUGGGAUCUGGAGAAGAGGGAGGUGGUUUCGACGUAUGUCCGUCUGGCGCCGGACGAGAACGGGCGGCCGGUUCGCACGACGUUGGUGUUGGAUAUCGAUAAUCCGCCGGACUCUUGCAGUCUGAGGGGUUGUACUGGACGUCACGAUCCUUGGGAGGACUUCAUCCCAGACAGGUCAUAG
Molecule: messenger RNA, 2103 nt
Organism: Colletotrichum karsti
Lineage: Eukaryota; Fungi; Ascomycota; Sordariomycetes; Glomerellales; Glomerellaceae
Exons: 1
Coding region: 1-2103 (700 amino acids)
Biological process (GO): regulation of DNA-templated transcription
Molecular function (GO): zinc ion binding; DNA-binding transcription factor activity, RNA polymerase II-specific
Source: RefSeq, a predicted model, not a curated record